UUCAAGAUGGAUGGAAUCACUGCGGCGGCGCGCGGCACCAAAUUCUAAAGCCAAAAAUAUAAUCACCGGAAGCGGGGAUUUGACGGCCAAACCGGAGGCGCCCGUGAAUAAGGUGGAGCAGACCAUGGAAGGAUUACUUCACUACAUCAAUCCAGCACAUGCCAUCUCUCUCCUGAGCGCACUCAAUGAGGAUCGUCUAAAAGGCCAGCUGUGUGAUGUUCUCCUAAUCGUUGGUGACCAUAAAUUCCGGGCUCAUAAGAAUGUUCUGGCUGCCAGCAGUGACUACUUCCGGGCUUUGUUUACCAAGAAGGAGAAUGAAGGCCAGUCGGUCUUCCAGUUGGACCUCUGUGAAGCAGCUAUCUUUGAGAAUAUUCUGAAUUAUAUCUAUUCUUCAUCCCUCUUCAUAGAGAAGAAAAGCCUUGCAGCUAUUCACAGUCUCGGUGGCAACCUCGGUAUCUCUUUUCUGACAAGUGUUCCAUCACAGACACCUCAGAUUUCCUGCGCCCCAAAUCCUGUUAAAAAGCUCAGCAAAGUUGGUGAUGAUGUAAGUAGUUCCCAGCCACGGAGUGUGAUUGUAUGUCAGAGUCGCACUGACCUUGAUAAAAGUAAUGUUGAUUCUGAAACAAAGGGAGGGGAUUCAAGUCAGAAGAAAGGACCAUCAGAGGAAGAUCCAAGCCACAGUUUUAAGUCCUCAUCUUUGAUGAAUGCCCUAAGGGCAAAUUCUAAUGCUGUAUCCAGAGAUGUUGAUGGAACACAUCUAUUGGAUGAUAAAGGACAACCUUUGUUAAAAGAUAUGCGUGUGGCUUUAGCUGACACUAAAUUCCGUGCAACCUUCAAAUCUCUGGAAGAUCAAAACAGAAUGAGGUUUUGGUGCGAUAGGAGAAAUUCCAUGAGCGUGGAUGGCACCACAAGUUUUACUGGCAGUGUUUCUGAUACGCGGCAAAGUCUAACUGACCUAUUGGUGAAUGGAAAGUCUUUAUCUAGGCCACAACUUUCACCUGCAUUUUCAUUUCAUGGAACCACAGGACUUUCAUAUUCCCAACAGAAAUCUGGACACACGGUAAAUGUUGGCAAAAUGGAAGAGAGUAAUUUGCUAUAUUAUGCCAAAGUAGGGCCCACAGUUCAACCUGCAAGAUUUCCACUUAAUAGCCAGAGUGUUGUCAGCAGUGGUCCAUUGGUGAAAAGUCUCCUUCGUAGGUCAUUGUCCAUGGAUAGCCAAGUUCCUUCCUACUCCUCCUCUCUUGACCUAAAAAUGAACUACGGCUCACAAAUAUGUAAACGAGAACCACUGGAGUUAACUUAUGAUGUAUCAUCCCAAAAGUCCUCAGUGACCGACUCAAUGAAGCAGCAGCUUCUAAAGGAAAAACCACAGGUUGAUCAGCCUGGUCGACCAAGACAACUUAACGUAUCUCAAGCUGCUGAAGCUGAUCCCAUAUCAAUAACAACAGCUGUUAAAAUAAAAACAGAACCCUCCAGUCCUGUCUCAGAUACUUCCGAUAUAAUUAGGGUUACUGUGGGAGAAACUUCACCAUCUACUAGUAAGGAGUUUGCUGUGAAAAAUGUAGAGAGGAACAGAAGAACCUCAAUGCUGCCAGUGAAAAGGAGGUUCCAGGCUGAAAAUGCAAAGUUUUCCUAUGAGAAGUCAGAAGCCUUCCAACAUUCUCCCAAUAUAUCACAAAACUUUGAGGAAAGUUCAAGCCCUACAGCAGAUGAUACUAAUCUUGAUCUGUCGAAGACUGACGAGAACAAGGAUGAAUAUUCUGAGUCUGAAUCAGCAAUAACUGGCAAGCAGUUCAAGUGCAGGACCUGCUUCAAGAUAUUCCGAUCAACAGCAGGUCUUUUCCGACAUGUUGACAUGUACCAUAAUCCAGAUAAGCCAUAUGCCUGCGAUAUCUGCCACAAGAGAUUUCUCACCAACUUCAAAGUUUGGACACACUGCCAGACUCAACAUGGAGUGGUUAUCAACCCAUCAGCGGCUACCAGCUCCAGUCCAGUUCCAGAAGAAAAAUUUCAAAAGAAACUGAACGAUAUGAUGCGCGAAAGGGAGAUCAAGAAGGCUCUAUUUCACAAGUUGCGGCGCAGGCAAGUCUCUCAUAGUUACCCAGGCCUGCGGUCAGAACAAGGAUUCAAAAAGAAUUUGAAAUCAGCAACCAAAGGAGUGUACAUUUGCACUACAUGUGGGAAGCUGUUUCGUUUCCUUUCACGUUACAGGCAACACAUGAAGACCCACCCAGGUGAGAAACCCUUUGUUUGCAAGCUCUAUAACAAGGCUUUCAAAUCAAAAGAACAAGGUGUUACUGAAAAUGUGAGUGAGGAUAGUAUUGAACAUCAAUGUGAACAUUGUAAUACCAAGAUGUCUUCACUGGCAGAGAAGACAAAGCAUGAGAGGAUCUGUAGGAAUGUUACAGUGUGCUGUUACUGCAGCCUUAGGUUCUGUUCCAGAGAACUGAAGCAGGAGCACGAAAGUCAGUGUGAAUACAAGAAGCUAACCUGUCUAGAAUGUAAACGCACAUUUAAGUCGUCUUUCAGCAUAUGGCGUCAUCAAAUUGAAGUUCACAAUGAAAACACAAUGGCCCCAGUGGAACAAUCCAAUUUAGAUCCAAUAUGUCACAAUGGUGUCUUGCCCAAAGAGGUUCAAACUGAAAUAGGAGAGGACUCCAUAGCCAGUCCGAGUACAUCAAAAGAAGAUGACGCCUGUAGUGAUUCUUCAGAACCAAUGUAUGUUGAUUCUGAAGAUUCCUCUUGCUUUCCUGAAGAUCUCAGCGUCUCUAACCGCAGAAAUACAUGCACUAAAGAUAACCAUCUACCUGACGUAGUCUCCACAAAUCCUAUCCACCUGGAAGACGUGGCAUCUGAAUCCAACAGUUGCAGUGGGGAACCGGAGGACCUAACGUGCAAAGGAGAACGUGGUCUUUGGCCAUGUGAAAAAUGCGGCAAGAUCUUCACAAUACACAAGCAGCUGGAGCGCCAUCAGGAAUUGCUCUGUGCUGUUAAGCCAUUCAUUUGCCACGUUUGCCAUAAAGCCUUCCGUACCAACUUCCGUCUCUGGAGCCACUUUCAGUCCCAUAUCUCUCAGUCUGCAGACCGUCUUGAAUUUUCUAAACCUGCAAGGAGUCCUUCCUCUUGUCCACCUCCCCCUGCACCACCACUCCCUGCGCCACCCAAUGAGCAGUCUCCUGAGCCUGAACAGCCCUCAAAUCAUUCGGACAAGUCGGGUAGCCCACAGGCAGCAGAUACACUUUUUUCCCAUGCCCCUCCUCUGGCAGCGGCCACCUUCGAAAGGCCAUUCAUGUGCAAAUUUUGCCAUAGGACUUUCAAGACUGCAUUCAGUCUGUGGAGCCACGAACAGACUCACAACUAAAAUUAAGAUUUCAGUCUCAUGUGAUUUAUUUGGGAUUCCACCAGAUUAAUCUAUAAAGAUAACCUGGAAACAGAAGCUGCGCCAUGGGCAAGGACUGUGUACAUGGCAAUAUAAUGUACAAUCCAUUCGCCGAAGGUUUAGGAAAAAAGAGAGUUGGAUAAGAAAGGUGUAAAGUAAUAUAUGGAAUUGGUAUUACUGAUGGAUCAAAGUAAAGCCUAGAAUUUUUUUAAAAAUCACCACACUUGUUACUCGGGUGCUACGUGGAAGCAUAUUUUUUAUAUGAUGGGACUUUGCCAGUGUUACACAAUCAUUGUUUUAAUGGGACUGGAUUAAUACCAUUGAACCAACUCAUGCAUUGGGAUGGAUCCUUUAUUGUGUGUUUUUAACAUUCAGUAAUAUAUGUGGGGUUUCAGUAAUUUCAUCAAAGCAAUUGUAUUCCAUUAACAGCAAUUCGGUUAACUUUCACUGGUUCAGCCAUUUUGGCAGACUGACAGUGGGAAUGAAGAAUGUGGCCAUUUUGGUUAGCUUUUUUCAGCACAGAAAAGGUAUGAUUCUGAAUGUGAUUUCUACACUAGUUAAGGCCCAAGGUAUAUCCUGUAGCUCAAGGAUCAGUUAGCAUGGGCGUUACUAGUAAGUGGUUCAUGGAAUUAUUGGGGUUUGCUGCAAGUGUUGGGUCUCAGCCAAUCAGAAGAUUGGAAACAAAACUGGAGCUUGAUUAUCAGUCACACCUCCCCAAUUAGCACAAUGGAAGGCAAGCAGAGGCAUUUUAAUCAAGAUGACUCCAAAAGUUGAUGUGCAACCAGAGAGGGCUAGACAUUAUCCUCUUUCAUAUGUUUAUCCCUGCGCACAUAGUCAUCCUGUGAUUUUUUUUUUAUAUACAGUAUCUAGUAAGGAAAAAGUACUUCCAUUGUCAUGCUGGAUACACAGUGACAUUCUAGAAAUCCUAUACUGUGACCAGGACCAAAGGUAGCAGACAACAAAUAGGAGUGUCUAAAUGGUGUGAGCUAAAACUAAAGAGAAAAGAGACAAAACCACAUUGGUCCUCCUUCAGCACUGGGUUAGCAUGAAAGAUGGUGACGUGAGCUAUACUUAGGACAGUAGAACAGGCACAGUAAAGUACAAUCAUUUUCUCACUUUAUGCUCCCCUUCAUCUGACAAGCAAUUUUUAAAUGUCUCCUCUUUGGGUUUGUUUGCUUAAUAGCUGAUUGUGGAUUUUUUUUUAAAACUAAAGUACAGUGAAUUGAAAAUGAGUGAAAGGCUGAUUUGGUAGUAAUGACACAAGUGACAUCAGGGAAGAGAAUAUGUCCUUCAGAAUCAUGAGCCAAAUGUUACUGUUGAGGCCAAGUUGUAGUAAACAAGUAUUUUGCAUUAUAAAUUAAGGUAAUGGUGAAAUGUAAUGGCACAGAAAAUGGAGUGUUACACUAACUUUGUUUCUGUAGAAUGUACUCUUGAAAGGGGGAAAGUGCAGUGCAGGAGAAUGGGCGACUUAGUGGCCUUUGUAUUUGCACCAGGUUCUAAGAAUUUAGAUUUCCUUAGAAUCUGCCAGUGGCUCAAAUUUAUCACCUCGGCACUCUCCACUCCAGCUCUAAGAGAAUGCCACGUGUAAUUAAAUUGUUUAUGAUGGAACUAAAACAAAGACAUCUGCUUAGCCUUUGUUUGACAUUCAAAUAUAGAUCAUAUGACAGUAUUGCGCUAAAGGGAUGGUACUGUGUCAACAUUAUACUGGUAUGUCCAGAUAUGUAAAAUCGUACCAUUUGGUUUUUUUCCUCCCAGUCUGCACCUAGUUGUGAUUGGCAUAAAAUGCUUCAGAGUGAAUCUUUCUCAUCCUCCCAAAUUGAGGGUAGUAAGACUUCCAGCAAUACUGACAGGAUUAUCAUAAAUUGUAUUAUAACGAUUAUCAAUGCAUCACUUUAUUUAAUUUUGUUACAAGAGGAGCUCAAGCCAUUCACCUUGUUAUAACUAAACAUUUAUUUUAUAAAUUGUUAUUAUUUUAAAAGACAAUAUACAGUUUGCUGUAUUGGAGUUUCUCAACUUAAUUCUUGGUUUUCUGAAUUUAGUUUUGCAUAUUACGCUGAACAUUAAAUUAAAUUGUUUACAGCAGAACAGUCUUAAAAAUCCUAUUUCCAGGUUGGACUUGUCACUUAUUGCAGCAAAAUUUUAUGAAUUGGAACUCUCUAUAUUAUUCCUUGUAACUUCCCUUGUUAACUGUGUAUUGAAGUAUAGGAGAAUAAUGUUGAGAGUUGUAUAGGCAUAUAUUCGGCUGGAUUUAAUGCCAUCGGUUGCCGUGGGAAACAUGGCAACUGGGCCCACUUAAUCAUGGGGGAGACUGUCCCGCAACCCUCUGCCCUCACUCACCUUUUGGCCUGGGCUCCCAUGAUGAUCCUGGGCCUCUGGUGGGUGCAGCACCGCCAGCUGCCACCACUCCCACUGGUGCUGGUGGCAAUGGCAAACUGUCGGCCUGUGAUUGGCUGGCAGUUCUCGGUGUGUGGGACUUCUGCUGUCAGGACCCUCGAUGGCAAGGAGAGCCCGCUGAUAGCGACCUAAAUACCUGAAGGGUGCUUGAUUCUGUUGGGCCUCUCCCAUGGAACUGACAGAGGUUCUCCGUAGGUUAUUUAAUGUUGGGCAUCAGCCUGACAAAAUCCCAGUUGUUGUCUUUUAAUUUAAAAGGUUCUUUUCAUAAUUAAUACUGUUGUUCAAAUCCAUAUAUUAAGAAUUCUUCUAAGAUUCAGCUGAAGAAAAUGUCUGUAUCAAUCUGCUAAAAGAAACCUGGCUAUGAUUCUUUAACUAAUUAUAGCUUUAAUGAUUUACUGGUUUACUAUGUUCUUGCUAACCUU
This is a messenger RNA of Carcharodon carcharias (great white shark), 6195 nucleotides long. It is a transcript of the gene zbtb21, whose product is annotated as zinc finger and BTB domain containing 21. The coding region runs from base 11 to 3361 and encodes 1116 amino acids. Gene Ontology annotation, molecular function: DNA-binding transcription factor activity, RNA polymerase II-specific; protein binding; RNA polymerase II cis-regulatory region sequence-specific DNA binding. Gene Ontology annotation, cellular component: nucleus. Lineage: Eukaryota; Metazoa; Chordata; Chondrichthyes; Lamniformes; Lamnidae. Gene Ontology annotation, biological process: regulation of transcription by RNA polymerase II. The record is from RefSeq and is a predicted model, not a curated record. The transcript is spliced from 2 exons.